AUGAAUGGCUUCCGAGUGCUCAACUUUGCACUGUUCGCGUUCUGUUUUCUCUGCACCCUCGAACAGUUAGAGAGUACCUGUGUUUUUGAUUCCGAUUUCGGUCUCAUCCUGAACUGUGCCUUCAAAAAGUCCGGCCUCUUCCGGGUGCGGAACUUAGGCGGCAUCAAGGCUCACUUCGGGUUAGGCUUCAGCGUCGGUGACGAGCUCGGGUUGGCCGAAUCGCUCGGUAAUGUUGAGGCGAACAAACGACGCGCCCUCAACAUCCGCACCGGAGCCAACAACAUAGGCGUCCUGCCAGCCUCCAAAAUGCCGACAUCUUACCCACCCCUGCCAGCACCCUUGUCUCCACACCCAGGAGCUCCCCCAAUCCAGCAAAGCCGUCCCCAAGCCGUAACGGUGCGUUCUUCGGCGCCAUUGUUGGCUAAACCUUUGCCGAAGAUCCCGUCCUCACCAUCCUCACCCGUGUACGUGUCCCCCGCGGCCAGUCUGAUGACGAAAGCCACCUCCCUGCCUCUCGGUGUUCCACCCUUCCGGCCCAUCCCCAAACCAACGCCCGAAACCGAGCCGGUGAGAUUCGAUCCGUCCGUGUUGCGCCGAAACUUUGCCCUCAAAACCGCCCAAACGCCCGAUCCUUCCUUCCAGAGUUUGCUGAUGAAUCAGACCUCCUCCUUCCACCGUGGUGCCACCCGUGGUCCCUUCCCGUCCCCUCCCAACCAGCAGAUCGUCUACAAGGAAGCACCGAGUCUGCAGGUGCAGAAAGUGCCCGCGUUCCAAGCCAUGCCCGAAUCGGUGUCGCGUAUCUCGACCGGUCCGGUCGUGCAGGUUGACAACAAGCUCCAACCGCCCGCCAUCAAGAACUCCAUCAUGAGCAUUCCACCCCGUCGGCAUCCGCCCAAACCAACGCCAACACCCACCGCAGGUUCCGAGCACGGUGGGGACGAGAUCGACCUGAUGGGUCACACGGUGGAAGAGCUCGCAGCAGCGGCCAACGUGAGUGUUGAGGUGAUCAAGGAGGCGAUCCGCGUCCGGCAGCAGGAACUACGCGCCCAGAAGCAGUACGAACAGCAACAGGCCGCAUUCGCCCAUGCUCAGUUCCUUGCGGCUCAACAGACGGUGACUCCGGUGGCGACAACGACCACCACGACGACGACUACCCAACGCCCAAGGCGCUAUCCAACGAACGCAGGCCAUAAGGUGAUGAACGCACCGAAGGAGUACUACCCGGUGGGGUAUGACAAGAAUUUUGACGACAAUUUCACCUCCAAAGUGGACCUGCCCUACACGACGUUCAACUGUGGCGAGCAGAAGCACUUCCCGGGACUGUACGGUGACGAGGAUCUCGGUUGUAUGGUCUUCCACGUGUGCGCUCUGACGGACGACGGGUUGAUUAUGAAAUCGUUCCUCUGCCCCGAAAGCACGCUGUUCGACCAGACGGUGCUGAAGUGCAACUGGUGGUUCUACGUCGAUUGCAAGAGCAGCAAGAACCUGUACGACUCGAACCUGCCCGUCUCGAAGAGCUACCAGCUGAUGAAGGCGCUCUCGUUCUUCUCAUCUAACUACAAGAACCCGGGUGACUCGUCGGAAGGCGUUGACGUGGAAGCGCUCAAAAACAGCGUCGCCACGGCCGUUGCCGUCGGUGGAUCGGCUCGCUCACUAGAUAGUGUUAGCAGCAACAGCAUCGCUGGUUCGACUGGUGAACGAUUCCCGGAUCCUUCCGACAAGGAACGUUCGCGCAGCAGCAACAGCCAAAGCAACAAUGCAACGCUCACAUCCACACCGAGCAUUCGCAGCAGCAACAGCAGCAGCAGCAGCAACAACGACAACAGCAAAACAACGACAUCAACGUAAAUGGAAAUGAUUUGAUUUCCUCGCCUCGGGUUCGCGUGGUGCUAUGCCACGCGUAGGAUGUAAGCCAAAUGGUUGUGUUUGCCGGGUGCGGACUCGAGCGAUGCGAACGUCAGCAUCGAUGUGUUUGGUUGUUUGGCGCAACGUGACAAGAUUGGAGAGUGAAUUAAGCGAACAGCAGCUAUCGCUUCUCAGCAGGUGCUUCAGGAGUAGCUAAUCCGGUGGAAGAUACACACGCGGGCGUGCGUUUCCCUGUCCAUUACUCAUAGUACGUUGAUUAUUGCCCGUUUCGUUUGUUCUCGCAACCGCUCAAGUUCAAAUGUUGUAACGGUCCUGUAUGCGCCUGGGCGGUAUGCAACCCGCACUACACGAUACCAAACUUUCCACGAUGCGAUGGCUCGUAUUUCAAUUACAUGAUAUUAAAACGCUACAAGGACGAGCUGGCUGGGGGGAAAAAUCACACACACACACAGCUUCACACACAUACAAGCAAACAGACUCCUUUUCAAGCGCAUCCAGCAAACUUCCGCCCAGUGAACGCAAACAGUUGCGUUGGCUUAAUCACUUGAGGUUACGCUCGCAAAUUACUAGUUUACCAAUGCUGCAGCACCCGUUGGGAGGCUGUAACUCGCACACCAUUAAAGUCGCCAGUGUGUGAGCGAAAGAAAGGAUGUGCAGUAACAUGUAGCAUAAGUAUUUAUUAAACAGCAAUCCCGAACAAACUGCAACCAUCGCUUGAAAAUUGCCAUUCCUGUGUGCUGUUUCGAGCGUGAGUGUCGGGAUGUGGUGUUUGAAGACUUUCGUUACGUUAGAUUGAGAUGAGGAAAAGUGCAGCAGCUUUUCCGACGCGUGUUUUGUUUUUAACGAUAGGGUGGGAUUUGUUUUUACGUUGUUGCGUGCUGCAAGAUUGCGCUAAAUGAAUGACUCAGUUGGAUUAUGCCGGCGCUUCGGUCGGCUAGUAAAUAUAGUGACUGUUUCUCGGGUAUUCUGGCAACCAUCGGUGGUCCUGCACGGUGGUCCUGCACAGCAAAUAGGUAAGGUAAAGCGUGUUUAUGUGCGCCGUUUGCUCCGUGCGAGGGUAACGCGGUUUUCUAUUCGAAUAUUUAUUUAACUAGCGGUAUAAGGUACAUCCAGUGUAGAACCUAAUAGAUCUAGACUCUGGUAGCAUUAACUGACUAACAGCGCUCUGCGACAGCUCGUUCAGGAGAGUUACUCGUGUAGAGGCAAAUAAAUAAUCAUUGCAACAUUAAAUCAACUCUAUUACAUCGUCCUCGCUGUCAGCAGACGGUUGAGACUGCUCGUCCUUAAAUCCACAGCUCUUUUGCGACUGUUCAAUUACAUCAUCGUAAAUAAUACAUGAUAAACACACCUACAAUUUGCUCACUUAGAAACGAUAUAAGCUGUAAGGGUUUGGAGAUCGAUGCGUCAGGAUAGAGCUAAACGUUAGCAAAUUUCUUCCAUUUGUGUCGCUCGGUAAUAUGUUAGUUGUUUUAAUGUAAACGCGAUUGGAUGAAAUCGAAUAAUACGUGUGGACGAAGGAUAAGUCUUUAUAGCGAAAGGCGCGCGCUGUGAGGGAUGCGCCAACGGUUGUCGGAAAGACAAUUUGUACUCAUCAAGUUGACUAUUGCUGAUAAAGUAAAU
Anopheles nili is the source of this 3486-nucleotide messenger RNA. RefSeq lists its product as uncharacterized. The record is from RefSeq and is a predicted model, not a curated record. Gene Ontology annotation, molecular function: chitin binding. NCBI's taxonomy places the organism in Eukaryota, Metazoa, Arthropoda, Insecta, Diptera, Culicidae. The transcript is spliced from 6 exons. The coding region runs from base 1 to 1848 and encodes 615 amino acids. Gene Ontology annotation, cellular component: extracellular region.